AUGUCCUCCUACUUGGCAUCCUUACUCUCAGGGAUUGUUCGGGAGCUGUCCCUCGUCACCCGCGUUCCGCUGAUUGCUGCGGACUUGCUUGUCCUAGUGUUGACAUGGAUGAAGACCUACCGCCAGUACAAAGAAGCAAGAUCAUUGAACAUCAAGUCUCCUCUUGCUACAUGCCUCAUCCAUGAUGGCACAACCUACUUCAUUAUUCUCCUGAUCCUGAAUGUCGCUGAUAUGGCGUCUUUCUACUUCACAUCCAUAACUAAUAUUAUCUCAUUUACAAAUACAAUGCCGCAAAUUCUCGUUUGCCGGCUCAUGAUGAACCUGCGUCAACUCGACCUCAGCAGAUCCACUACUUCCGAAGUUGGGACAUCUCAGCAGCUGGCUUCGUUGCGCAUGUCAAAAUUUGCCAACAACGCAACACCAAACUUCAUAGGAAACAUGGGAGAACCACUGAACUACGACCGGGAUGACGGGGAGGACGACGGCGUGUGUGUCAGUGAUGAGCAACCUGCACCGCACUGUGGAGAACAGCCAGAGGUCUAAUCAG
Messenger RNA from Phanerochaete carnosa HHB-10118-sp, 547 nucleotides. RefSeq lists its product as uncharacterized. Lineage: Eukaryota; Fungi; Basidiomycota; Agaricomycetes; Polyporales; Phanerochaetaceae. The transcript is spliced from 7 exons. Bases 1 to 543 code for a protein of 180 amino acids. The record is from RefSeq and is a predicted model, not a curated record.